Molecule: messenger RNA, 3367 nt
Organism: Epinephelus lanceolatus (giant grouper)
Lineage: Eukaryota; Metazoa; Chordata; Actinopteri; Perciformes; Serranidae
Biological process (GO): regulation of transcription by RNA polymerase II
Cellular component (GO): nucleus
Molecular function (GO): DNA-binding transcription activator activity, RNA polymerase II-specific; RNA polymerase II cis-regulatory region sequence-specific DNA binding
Source: RefSeq, a predicted model, not a curated record
AUGGAGUAGUACGGUCAGUGGGCGCCAUCAACAACAUGAUGGUGGCUUAAAUUAAGGAAUCCAUAGGGUUUUACUUAUUGUAGUGUGCUGAAUUUUGUCUCAGUUGUCUCCAGCUGUACAGAUGGAUUCGCUCCAGACACAAAUCUUGGACAGAGGCUGAUUUAUAAAGGAUGUAGUUCUCUGAAAACCCGGAACAUCACAGACAAGUUGACGUUGACGCUAGUGUUAGCUGUUUGUAUUUUUAAGUAACGCUCAGUAACUGACUCGGGCGAAACAUCACCUUCUGGUUUGGAUUCAUCAUUUUAUUUCACCUCUGCUCUGAGCUGCAGGAGGCAGUUCUUGGUCCAGCACUUUGGGACAGAGACCACCCAGAGGUUUGCCUUGACCAGCUCCUUAUGUCUGAAGACUCGAGCAGUGAUGAAGAAUGGGGUUCAUCCACAGAAUGGAAGAUGGAUGAUUCUAACAGAGAGGGGAGAUGUUGGGAAUGUGGCAAGAAAUUCAGCAAAAUGACAAACUUGAUGUUGCAUUACAAAAGCCACGACAUCAAAGCCACCUGCUACAUCUGCGAGGUUACUUUCCGACGCCUGACUUCCCUCUCCAUGCACCUGGAGAAUGUACACUUGCCACCCCUCUGCAAAAAGUGCCCUCAGGCUUUCGGUAAUGUGUGGGACCUCAACAAGCAUGCGGAAACACAUUACACAAGCUCAACGCCGUUACAAGAAGCUCCCUCUUUGAUUUCUGAGGUCACACAUCAGAGUCAGAAUAGUAACAACUCUCCUGAUAACACGACAGCACAGCAAAGCACAGCCUUAAUGCCGCGUGACUCAGUGUCAGAGUUGAGGUCUCAACAAAGAAUUGAGGUGAACACAGAGACAUCUGAAAACAGCGUAGAGUAUACAGUGGGUGAAGAUGACAAAGAUAUUGACAUGGAAAGUGAUGGUGAGAAAACAGACGAUUCAGCAAGCUCUGAAUCUGAUGACAAAGAUAAGACACGCUCUAAACUUGCACUCUUGCGUCCAGCAGAUCCCGAAACAGGCUCAAGUUCAACCAAUGAUUCCACUGAUUCUUCUGGUAGCUUGCACUCUAAAAAAACCCCUGCAGCCCCUCCUAAUGUUAAUAGUCCAAUGUGUGCUGCGUGUGGUCGGGGGCCAUUUCGAUCAAUGAAGCUCCAUUUGCUGCACUGUAGUGGUGUAAGGGUAAAAUAUCAGUGUUCAGUAUGCAAGAACGUCUUUGUAACUGAGAAGUCUCUUAAGGAGCACUACAUGCCUUUGUAUACCUGUGAAAUCUGUGGCCAGGUUUUCCCUCAGGAGCACUUGUACCAUCUCCACCAGUGUCCCAAGACAAACAAACCGCCACUGGCCCUGUUUUGUUCCGAGUCACUGCCGCAAGCGUGUAACAUUUGCAAAUGUUUUUUCACCUCGGAGAAAUAUCUGCUAGGCCAUGUCACCAGAGUCCACACAUCAGUGGUGAGCACCAAAGUGUGUAUUAUCACCAAUCCAUCAGCGCUCGCUGGUAAAAAAGUUUCACCAGGCGUCCGAGGCACAGCGGUGCAGUCAGCCAUCACUAGUCCACAUGUGGUCAGUCAGCUCAUGAAUGGAAAGCUCUGUGCUGGCCAGACCUAUGCAGGGUCUCUGUCCACUGCUGUGAAAUCUAGCCCUUCCUCUCUUUUGACCUCCUCUUCCUACCCGGGCAGACCCCCUGCCACUAUAUGUAUGGCGUCUGCUGCUGCUCCUAUCAGAUCAGGAGAAGACUUUGCUCUAGCUCCAAACAGCCAACUUACAAGCCAUCUGUCUGCACCUUUAUUUGUUCCUCCUGGUGCCACUGACACAGCUCCAUCUACUGAGGCCUCUGACCCCAUCACUCCACCAACGCCGACCAUUCUGGCCAUGUUUGAGAACGACAGCCAUGACGUCGCUUUGAUGAAACGUAUGAACACAGGCUGGCGCUCCAAGGCCGCCUACCCCUGCAGGCAGUGUGGUGCUAUCUUCCGGCAGCCCUCCCUCAUCAUCAGCCACCGCUACCUCCACCGAGGCCACCGCUCACACCAGUGCCAGUGCGGCCGAGCUUUUAAGCACCGGCUGCACCUACUGCGACAUUGCGUUCAGCAUGCAGAGACUGUAAGCUACAUCUGUGUCAGCUGCGGAGAGACUUUCACUGGAGCAAAACUCUUAGCCGAGCACGUAAGUGGCAAAUCACAGAAGAAAUCUCGUUCUGGGCGGACAUUAAAAUGUAAAGCGAAGAGAGAGUGCAGAAUUCCCUUUACAUGUGACUGUGGACAACUCUUUUUUAGGCCUUCAGCUUACAUAUGGCAUCAACUUAAAAACAGGACAAAAACAAAACGAUUGAAGAAACCCUUGGAAUGAGACAGCAGACACAUCUCGUUUCCCCUUGGUACACUUCUCCAGCUUUCGGCAUCACACUUUAAAACAAAAUGUUAACUCAGAGUGAUGUUUCAUGUCCGGUUGUCAGUAUUUUGUUUGAUUUUUGUAAGACAAUAUCAAAGCAAAAUCACAUACACAUGAAUUUUUAAUGGCUUUUAAUUAUAAGCAUGUCUUGGAUGGUUGUUAACAUGUUUACACCAUGUGCAAAUGAUACAUAGUAAACAGGGUUAGAAAGAGUCCCUCUUCGGUUCUUUUUUACAACAAACCAGAGUACAAAUUAACCCGCGAGGAGCUUUACUUUUCAGUAUUGGAUUAAGUUAAAACACAUCAAAACUCCAGUUUAUCCUCCAGAGAAAGAGUCGAUCCAGUUUUUCUAUUUUUUUUUCUCACAAAGUGCAUUCUUAACAGUGAGGUUUGUAUGGAAGUUUCUGAGUCCUCUUUUUUUUUUCUUUAGAUCUGUUUUCACUACACAUGAUUCAAAUGUUGUUCUCCUGUAAGACGUCAUAGAGGUCUUGGUAUUCAGGUUGAAAAUAGCAUAUGAUUUUUUAAAAUAGUUGUUAUAUAAUCAUAGUUUUAAUGUUCACAGCCCUCAAUUUUAUGUAGUUUACUUCAUUCAUGACCACUAGAUGGAGCUGUUUGGUUGCUGAAUGACAACUUUGCCCAAGUUUCAUUGUUCUCAGAGCAGGUGUAAACUGUAAUGAUUACAUUGGAUGAUUACAACCUUAAACAUACAUAUUAAUCUACGAGUUUCAGAUUACAUCCCUUAAAAUCCCAAGGAUUUACAGUUAGAAAUAAAGAUUUUUCCCUUAAAAUCAAAGUUUAGUUAUUUUUUUCUCUUAUUUGAGAAUCAAAAUUUCAUUCACGUGAAUUCACUUGAUGGGUCAGAGGUAAGUAGAAUAGGGAUUUGCCAGUGAUUGUAUUCAGGAAGCCUGUUUGCGAACAAUAUUCAACCUUUUAACCAUUAAACUGUCUGCUUAUCAAAAAGA